UUGAUGAGCGCGUGCGCCCGGUUUUAUCAGUGCUGUUUGCUGGUUCGGCCUGUUGUGACGGGUUUGGGAAAGUUGCCAUAGGUCAUGCUUGCGACCUACCUUUCUUCUCGUGCCUUUUCUUCGUCGUCCAUCGCGCGGACAGCAAUUAACCAUGUUGUCAUCGUCGGAGGCGGGUCCAUGGGAGCCGGGAUCGCGCAGGUCGCCUCCCAAACGGGCCACCAGGUUGUCCUUGUCGACGUAUCGAACGAAGUCCUCGACAAGUCCAAGGUCCGCAUCGAGGAAAGUGUGAAGCGGGUUGCGAAGAAGAAGUUCGCUGAUGACAAGAAGGCAAGGGAAGAGUUUGUGCAGAUGACACUGUCUAAUAUAGUGUUGAGCACCUCUGCAGAAGAAGCUGUCAAGAACACUGACCUUGUUGUGGAGGCCAUAAUUGAAAACAUUGAUGUCAAAAAGAAGCUCUUUGCAGCACUUGACAAAGCAGCAGGCCCGUCUACGAUAUUUACGAGCAACACCUCAUCACUACCCAUAGCAGAGAUUGCUAGUGGCACAUCAAGAAAAGAUCGUUUUGGUGGCCUUCAUUUCUUCAAUCCUGUGCCAGUGAUGAAACUUCUAGAGGUUGUGCGAAUCUCUGAGACAAGUGAAGACACAUUCCAGAAAAUGCAAGCAUGGGGCAAGGCUCUCGGCAAGACAACUGUUGUGUGCAAGGACACUCCGGGAUUUAUUGUUAAUAGGCUACUGGUUCCAAGUCUUAUGGAGGCAGUACGGAUGCUGGAGCGAGGUGAUGCCAGUGCCCAGGAUAUAGACACUGCCUUGAAGCUGGGUGCGGGGCACCCAAUGGGUCCUUUCGAAUUGACUGACUACGUUGGUCUUGAUGUUACCAAGUUCAUUAUUGAUGGCUGGCACAAGCGAUUUCCAGACAACCCUCUCUUCAAGCCAUCACCACUCUUGGACAAGUUGGUACAAGAUGGAAAGCUUGGAGUCAAAAGUGGGGAGGGAUUUUACAAGCACAGCAAGAAGUAAAAUGGAAGAAAAACAUUUUUAUUGCGAGGGAAAAUGGAUAAAAAGAGAUGAAUAUAUGUUUUUAUAUAAACAGUUCUGUGUGUUUAGGUUUGCGAGUGUGUCCACUGCAUUACAUACUUACUAUAUAUGUGCACUCAUGAUCAUGGAAUUAAAAUGAAAUAAAAAUUUUUCCAUCUUGA
Molecule: messenger RNA, 1196 nt
Organism: Dermacentor andersoni
Lineage: Eukaryota; Metazoa; Arthropoda; Arachnida; Ixodida; Ixodidae
Product: hydroxyacyl-coenzyme A dehydrogenase, mitochondrial-like
Biological process (GO): fatty acid beta-oxidation
Cellular component (GO): mitochondrion
Molecular function (GO): (3S)-3-hydroxyacyl-CoA dehydrogenase (NAD+) activity; NAD+ binding
Source: RefSeq, a predicted model, not a curated record